Messenger RNA from Oncorhynchus nerka (sockeye salmon), 2885 nucleotides. RefSeq names its product tRNA-dihydrouridine(20a/20b) synthase [NAD(P)+]-like. The record is from RefSeq and is a predicted model, not a curated record. Gene Ontology annotation, molecular function: tRNA dihydrouridine synthase activity; flavin adenine dinucleotide binding. Gene Ontology annotation, biological process: tRNA processing. Bases 258 to 1925 code for a protein of 555 amino acids. The transcript is spliced from 12 exons. NCBI's taxonomy places the organism in Eukaryota, Metazoa, Chordata, Actinopteri, Salmoniformes, Salmonidae.
GGUUGUUCGGAGGACACGCCCACUAACAUACCGCGUGUUAUUGUUUGCAUUCGGGUGUUUGUCAUCUUUAGCUAACUAGCUAGCUUAAUUACAUUAAAUAUGAAUGUUAUCUAGUCACACCAACGUUAGAAUAGGUCAUAAACUGCAUGCAACAAACAGUUUCGACUGUGGAAAGAAGAGCAUUGCCAUGCCAAUCUAGCUAGCUAGCUAGCUAACUGACUAGCUCACUUUAGCGAUUAAAACGUACUGUACGGUCUAUGAAAAUGACGACCACCAACAUGAUGGACAUGUUUGAGGAAGGGAAAGUUCUGAAAAUCUGUGCUCCUAUGGUCCGGUAUUCAAAGUUGGCAUUCAGGUCACUGGUGAGGAAAUUUGACUGUGACAUUUGCUUCACUCCAAUGAUAGUUGCUCCUGAUUUUAUGCGUUCUGUCAAAGCCAGAGACAGUGAAUUUACAACUAAUGAAGCUGACCGUCCUCUGAUUGUGCAGUUUGCUGCUAGUGAUGCCCAGACCCUGGCUGAUGCAGCCUGUGUGGUCGCACCCUUCUCUGAUGGAGUGGACCUCAACUGUGGCUGUCCCCAGCGGUGGGCCAUGUCAGAUGGCUACGGGGCAUGCCUUAUCAACAAACCUGAGCUGGUCAAAGACAUGGUUCGACAUGUCAGGAACCAAGUGGACAAUCCUAACUACACAGCCUCCAUCAAAAUACGAAUUCACAAGGACCUGCGACGUACGGUGGACCUGUGUCAGAAGGCAGAGGCGGCAGGGGUGUCCUGGAUAACGGUCCAUGGUCGAACCGCAGAGGAGCGCCACCAGCCGGUCCACUUUGACGCCAUCAAGACCAUCAAGGACAGCCUGUCAGUCCCUGUCGUCGCCAACGGAGACAUAAAGACCCUCCGAGAUGUGGAGACCACUCACCAGCUCACUGGAGUUGAUGGUGUGAUGGCAGCCCGGGGGCUGUUGUCCAACCCGGCCAUGUUCGCUGGCUACAACGAGACCCCUCUUGAGUGUGUGUGGGACUGGGUGGACCUCGCCACGAACCAGGGGACCCCCUUCACCUGCUUCCACCAGCACCUCAUUUACAUGCUGGAGAGGGUCAGCUCCCAGCCCGAGAGGAAGGUGUUCAACUCCCUGCAAAGCACCGCCGCAGUCAUAGACUACCUCCACAACACAUAUGGAUCCCCAGACACACAGACAGUAGGCCUAACUGUAUUUUUAGAGAUGACUUUGCAAUGGACUGCAGUUGCCCUCUUCCUCUAUGUGGAAAUAGGUGUACUCCUUAUCCUCUGUCUACCCUUCAUCUCAGCCACCAGAUGGCAGUGUAUCUUCCAGCUGAGAAUAUGGAACAAAAUGGCCAGGUUUUGGAAUAAAUUCUUCCUUGCCAUGAUCAUAAUCCUUAUAGUCCUCUUCCUUGAUGCUUUGCGUGAGGUGAGGAAGUAUUCGGGCGUGGGAAACGGCAAGGAAGCUAAUCUGCAUCCCAACAUGUUUGACCACCUCCACAUGAAGCUGUUCAGAGCCCAGAGGAACCUCUACAUCUCUGGCUUUACCCUCUUCCUCUGGCUAGUUCUGAGGCGGGUGAUCACUCUGAUCAACCAGCUGGCGACGGAGUCUGGCACCACAGCCUCUCUGCAGAUCAAGGCAGAGUGUGCCAACCAAACUGCCAAGAAAUACAUGGAGGACAAUGAGCUACUGAAACAGACUCUGAUGUAUGGGAAGGGGGACAAGGCCACAGCGGAGGGAAACGAGCUGCUGAGGUCAGAGGUGGAGAAACUGAGAGGAGAACUGAAAGGCUCAGAGGAAUCCUUGGAAAAGUCCCAAUCCGAGAUGGAAGCUAUGAAGAAACAAUCCGAUGGACUGACCAAAGAAUACGACCGACUGCUGAAAGAACACCAGGAUCUUCAAGAGAGUGGAGAUAAAAAGGAUGAUUGAUCGGGCUUAUGACUACAACGGUCAGAAUGUUUACAGAUCGAACCAAGAAACCAGAAAUACUGUCAGGCACGCUGUCACUUUCCUUUGACAUACUGAAGCACUGUGCAUGAUGUCACCAAAAUACUCCUCCAAGGCCUCACUGAGCCGCCAAACCUCAGAUAAAAGGCACCUGAGCACGUUUGUAAUAGAAUAGCUACUAGACCAGCCUAGAAAUAGUGUUUCUAUAACUCGCUGACUUUUGGAGAACGGAUGGCAGUACAAGCUUCAGAUUACAGUGGUCGUCUACUGUGAAUAUAUUUUUGAUGUAAUGGGCUUGCUAUGUAGUUUUUUCCCCCUGUAUAUCGCAAGAGCACCACCAUUGCAUUCAUCCUUCUUUUAUUUAUUUUUACCUUAGCAGCAAUGCAUAUUACAGAUUGAGUUGUAUGUGUUUUGUAAAACAAAAUUAGGAUUGAGUUCAUAGGGGUAGAGAAGCUAUAUUGAGUCAUUUUUGUUGUUGAAUAUUUGAUAUCAAUGUUCUUCAUUCCUCUUAGAUGUGGAGGGUUUGUGAAUAUUACACAGGGUCACGGUCAUGAUUUUCUGUUUUGUAAUAAGGAUAGUGAAAUGGAAAAGUCUGGGGAAAUGCAUCUUUCCUCUUCUCACCCUGACUCCCUGUAUUGACUGUCGUAGCCCAGGGUUUGGGUUGGGUAGACUGGGUCAGCACUUGAAGUGGGAUUGAUAAGCGACCAACAAAUCUUCCUCUAGCCUCCAUCCCCUAUCUCUUAUAGGGCCCCAGUACUGUACUGUACUGUACAUCCCCCAGUACUGUACAUUACAUUCCAAAACUUGCGAACAGUAGCAUCGCUGAGAGAAUAAGUGCCUUUCAGAUGAUUGUAGAUAUAUUUUAAAGUACAAAAAUCUGGUUGGAAAGUUGUUUUCAAUAUUUCAGUAUGGCUCAUUAUUAAAGUUGUUUUUGCGGCUAAA